AAUCAUUUCCACCAAUCGUAGCGCUUUUUGAUUUCAGCUCAGCCAAUGGGAGGGUAGGAAGAUCUCAAUGUGUCAGUGGGUGUGAUCUCUGAGGAGGAAGCGUCAGCGAACAAUAUAACAAAGUUUUAAGAGAAUGGCGGACAAGACUGUGGAUCGUGGGCCAUGGACAGGAUGUGCAGUUAUGUUUCUGCAGUCGCUCUGUCCCAAUGUGAACCUACUCUCUCUCUACAAAGACCAACGGGGACAGUUCAUCGUUUUCAAAAUCAUCAAGCUCACACUCUCAGAUUCUGCAGGAGGUCUGGGUGGUUAUGAGAUACUGAAGGUCCAUGAUGCUGAUCCCUUCCUGGGGGUGGAGGUGAAGUUUGUGGAUGUGGCAGCAUGUCAGCAGUUCCUGGAGAGCUACAGCUCUGGAGCAGUGCGUCAGUCUGUCUCCCUGCAUGCCUCCCGGCUUCUUGCUCUGCCCCAGGAUUUCACCGUGGAAACCCAGCUCAAGGCCAGCACACACAUCCUGGAUCUCUAUCUGGAUAAGCUGGAACUUUGCUUGCAGCAUAUCCACCUUUCACAGCCGGAGCGCCUGCGCGAUGAAGAGAUCGAUCGUCUGGAGCAGCAGCUGCAGAGUCAGGCCCUCGGCCCUGUCCCACAGUCCACCGUCAUCACACCGGAAGAGCCUCCUGUUCCCAGCAACUGCUUCAAGUUUCAGAAUAAAGUGUUUGAGGACCGAAUGCUGACAGCGGGAGAUGUGCAGAACUUUUCUAACGGAGUGGGUCGUCAGUGGAAACAUGUAGGGAGGGCCCUGGGGAAGAGCUGCCGCGCUCUGAAGGGUCCGGCCAUAGACAACCUGGCCUAUGAGUACGAGAGAGAAGGGCUGUAUGAGCAAGCCUAUCAGCUGCUCAGCCGCUUCAUCCAGGCGGAGGGGAGAGCAGCCAAGCUGAGCCGGCUGGUCAAAGCACUGGAGGACUGCAAACUCACCAGCCUGGCUGAAAAUAUUCUGGACAUACAGCCACGAGAGUAACACAACUGUGCUUUUGUUCUGUGUGUAUGAGUCUUGAAAACUGGGUGGGACAGGUCCUUCCUGCAUGAGGAGUGGUUGACUUUGUCCCGCCUGCUUUUAUAUACAGUAUGUUUGUUCUUGAUUGACAUCUGCCAUCCUCACCUUCAAAAUCAUUCCUGAAUGUAUGUGUGUGUGUGUGUGUGUGUGUGUGUGUCUGUGCGUGUGCGUGUGUGCAUGUGCAUGUUUCAGAUGGCAUGUUAACAUCUCUAUGAGAACUGAGUGAUUCAUAUCUUGAUUUUCCUUUCAAUUAUUAGUAUUAUUGAUUAUUAUUUUCAUUUAGAUGAAAUGAUCUGUCAUCACUGUUUAAAAAAUGCUGUCCUGAGUUUUAUGCACUGUUUGAACAGUUUGGGGUUUUUUUUGUUUAUUUUAUUUUAUUUUUUAUUUUUUUUAUCAUGUACCUCUUUCAUUUCUGCUUUAACAACAAGACCUUGUAACAAGACCCUUUAAGGGUCUUGUUACUAAUGAAUGAACAACUGAAGGUUAUUGAUUUUUUUUCUCUACAAAAUGGGUGCAUACAAAUUAAAUGGUUGUAAAAAAAAAAAAAAGU
Messenger RNA from Toxotes jaculatrix (banded archerfish), 1598 nucleotides. RefSeq names its product tnfrsf1a-associated via death domain (gene tradd). Gene Ontology annotation, molecular function: transmembrane receptor protein tyrosine kinase adaptor activity. Lineage: Eukaryota; Metazoa; Chordata; Actinopteri; Toxotidae. The record is from RefSeq and is a predicted model, not a curated record. Gene Ontology annotation, cellular component: tumor necrosis factor receptor superfamily complex. Gene Ontology annotation, biological process: positive regulation of canonical NF-kappaB signal transduction; extrinsic apoptotic signaling pathway. The transcript has 5 exons. Bases 134 to 1012 code for a protein of 292 amino acids.